GUAUCAUGGGACAGAAUAAAAAUAUAAUGGUGCACAUUUUAGGAACAUUAUGACUUCUGCAGAAUGGAGAUGCUCUUGUUAAUCUUUAUGAUAAUUAUUAUAUAUAAAUCAUGUUUAUCUCCAUUUUGCAGAUCAUAUGUUUGCAAAACAUCGCAUUAAGCUCAAGGAGACCCAAAUCGUGUACGAAUGUAACUUAUGUAAAUACGCUACAGAGAGAAAGCGGCGAUUCAAGGAGCAUAUGGACAGUCAUCUUGGUAUUAAAGAACAUGUCUGUGAUGCUUGUGGCAUGGCAUUCAGCUCUGAUCACAAUCUUAAAGGACACAUCAAGUGGAUUCACAAAGAGAAAACUUUGCAAUGCCCCAUAUGUGGCUUAAAAGCAAGUGUUCUAAGUCAUUUGAAAACUCAUAUUCGUGUAAUGCAUGUCCAUAAAGAGGCUCGUCCUUACAAGUGUUUCUAUUGUAAUUUUACAUGUAAAACUGGGGGAAAUUGUCGUAAACACUGCAGAAAUCGGCACAAAGGUAUGGAAAUCAAAUGGGUAAAGACAAUGGACCUUAAAGCUCUUAAUCAAGAAGUUGAUAGGUUAUUGAAUCUAAAUGUUGAUGAAAUGAAUGAUGUAACUGUAAGUGAACAUUUAAAGCCUGUAAGUGAACAUAUUAGGCCUGUAAAUGAACAUAUGAGGCCUGUAAUGAAUGAACAUAUGAAGCCUGUAGUGGAACAUCACUACAUUGAUCCAAUCACGGGAUAUAUUGAUGGAUUGAUGGGAGAAAAACAAAGUAUGCAUAUUUUGUAAUUAGAUUAAUUAUACUAUUUCAUGGUUAUGGGUGGAAUGUCUGAAAUGAUGUCUGAAUUUUGGGGGUAAUUUUAUUUGCAAAAGAUUGUAUACUAUUAUUGGCAUUGAAUAAUUAUACACUUCAUGUAUUCUCAAUUACAAUUGAAAUUUUGAAUGGGACAAAAAAUGAACUAAAAAUUACACAUGUGACAUGAUGAGCUCUUUGUAGCAGCAGGCAUGGGAAAGGUGGAGUUAUUCAGCCAUACUAUUUUUCAUGUACAUCUCAGUUCAUUAUCAUAUUUUGUGCAUAUACUGUAAAAACAAUGCAAAGUCAGAAUAGAUUAAAUUGUCAUUGAGA
Messenger RNA from Owenia fusiformis, 1127 nucleotides. The record is from the annotation of a GenBank genome assembly. Lineage: Eukaryota; Metazoa; Annelida; Polychaeta; Sabellida; Oweniidae.